Molecule: messenger RNA, 967 nt
Organism: Chondrus crispus (carragheen)
Lineage: Eukaryota; Rhodophyta; Florideophyceae; Gigartinales; Gigartinaceae
Exons: 3
Coding region: 1-354 (117 amino acids)
Source: RefSeq, a predicted model, not a curated record
AUGGGGGGAGGCGUGCAUUGGCCCGCUCCACUGCCGCCUCCGCAACGCUCACAACGCUCAUCACCGGUAAAGGCCACCCCACCUCACGGAAAUUUGCGGCCCCGCCUCUGCCAGCCACCAUCGCUCUAUUGCCCGCGCAAAUCAAGCCGCGCCCGCUUCUCUCACACCGUUCCCCACAUCCCGUACUUCCGCCGUCCAACUUUCCAUCAUGGAUUUGCGAAAGCUCAUUGCAGAUUUUUUGACAAAGAUCGAGCACGCCCUGCACACACCGUACGACUUCACACGCGCCCAAAAGAACUACAAGGACAUCAUCAAUGCCCUCCACGCAAUCGAGGCCAGUACGGAGGAGCGUGACAUGCUCAACGUCAGCGACAAGGACUUUGUCACCCGCGCGUCCAAGACUGACACCCAAACCCGUGGUGUCACUCUCGAAGAACUCCACCAACGAGCAGUUUGGCACAAAUCAAAUGUGGACGCCGAGUUUCAGAAGAUUGACACGGCUGCCUCUAUCGCGAAAGCUCAGUAUAACACAUCCAACUGAACCCCGCCUGUGUUGCAACGCCGUUUAUGUAUGAGACGACUGAAACUACGUCUUGAUACAGAUCAAUUGCCAUCCUAGCAGGCCGCUUAUUCACCUCAUGCUGCAUACGGAGCACUUUACUUGUUUGGCCCCGCGCACGCCUUCCCACUCCAAUUAAUCCGCGCUUCACUCGCAGUGCGAGAGCAUACGAAGUGAAUCAACAGUUUCUCAAAAGCGUUGGGCACCGCCUCACCGCUUUCGCUUACCUCGAUAUUGACUGAGGUCAGGUCCCCUCGUGGAACCAUGGCACCCAGUCAAUCUGGCACUUAGAUGUGCUGCUUGCGUUGCCGGAUAUGCGCGAUGCGCUUCCAAGCUUCUUCAAGCAGAUCCACAUCUUGCUGCGAGUUGAGCGGUCGAAUUGGUAAAUUCUGCUCAUUGCGCUCCGGA